Messenger RNA from Suillus discolor, 489 nucleotides. RefSeq lists its product as uncharacterized. The record is from RefSeq and is a predicted model, not a curated record. NCBI's taxonomy places the organism in Eukaryota, Fungi, Basidiomycota, Agaricomycetes, Boletales, Suillaceae. The coding region runs from base 1 to 489 and encodes 162 amino acids. The transcript is spliced from 4 exons.
AUGCGUGAAAAAUGUGAAGCUUGGUUGAAGAGACGAGAUGCCUACCCUCUUGCAGAUGUGGAACCUUCGAUGAACAUUUGCUCUUUUCUGGAUUGCUUUACCCUGAAUCCAGCUUUCGAAUUCACUACUUCACACAGAGAUGGGCACACAUCCACCAUUUCCAAUUGUGUCGGAUCCUUAUUACCCAUGUUGAGCACAUGGGUCACCGACGAUGUCCAAGAGGUGUUCUACAGUGCAUUGCAUGCAGAACAAGCCUGUCAGACAGAGUUACUGUCAUGGCCACUUCCUGGUCCUACUUGCCCCCGCAACAUUGGGUUGGAAUUGGUAGCUAUUGGAAAGGCCCGUGAAUCAGACUCAGACUUGCGUGAUGAUACUCGCGCAUCGCCGUCUUCCAAACGAUGUAUUCCACCACCUCUCACAGACGAAAUGUGUUCCUAUGACCAUGACAUAGACAAUGAUCGGGAGGACUCUGAGGCCUUCGAGGUUUAG